Messenger RNA from Armigeres subalbatus, 1482 nucleotides. RefSeq lists its product as uncharacterized. Lineage: Eukaryota; Metazoa; Arthropoda; Insecta; Diptera; Culicidae. Bases 65 to 655 code for a protein of 196 amino acids. The transcript is spliced from 8 exons. Gene Ontology annotation, molecular function: protein binding. The record is from RefSeq and is a predicted model, not a curated record.
AAUGAAAAGUUUAUUCUUGUGCAGGAUUUUUCAUUUUUGUGAUACAUCCAAAAAUCAUAGCUAAAUGGAACAAUUACGGGAAGUGUUGGACGGCGAAAGCUACAAACUUUUAACAGAUAACAAAGUAACCGAUCGUUCACUCAUGUUGCUGGCCGACAGUGAUUUGGUGACAAUCGGAAUUACUGCUAUAGGGCCUCGGAAGAUAAUUCUGGCCGCUAUCGAAAAGUUGUAUGCCAUCCAAUUGCACUCACAAUCUCGUUCUGAUGACAUUGAAGACACAGCUCACGAGCUGAAUACCGAACGAACCGGUAAACAGGAUCUGAGAGCUAAACUUGUCGAGGAUGCUGCGUUCCGAAAUGUUGUUUACAAUCAGCUGGACCAGAACAUUGUCCCGAAAGUAAAACACUUACAUACAAUGGUUCAAAUUUUGUGUGGACAGUUCGAAAGGGCGAUUUACGAUAACAAGGGGUACCCCACAACAAACGAGCAGUGGAGACUGGCGAAAGAUAUUAUCAAGACGUUUCCUCAAUUGAGACAUACGCGUAUUAAUGAAAAUGCUCCAGAUGAGUCGACAUUUUUCUGGUGGAAAAGCGGAAAUGCAAGUAGUGACCAUUCCGGUUAUAUCUACCACCGAGUUCGCAAUAUUGAAAAAUGAAUUCCCAAAGAAAUAAAAAAAUACUCCAGACCUCCUCAAGAACCAUGUGACUCAAUUCCAACAUUAGUUGUUGAGCGAGCGAUCAGUUUGGUGGAAAUAAAUGCGAGUUCCGAUAACAUUGCCGAAAUUUCUAAGGAAAUGGAGGAAUGCUACCCGCUGCAUCGAUUGUUGUUACGGGAAAAGAAGACAUUUGAUGAAAUACUACAUACUUUCCCACAUUUUGCGUCGUACAACGGCAUAAUGAUCAAUGAGGCGUUCUACAGGAUGAAACCACAUGUGUCCCGUCAGCUGGAAUUUUCACCGGUUUUGGGUAGAGCACUUUUGCUGGUUUCUGGCAUGUUCUCAAGCAUUGAAGAUUCAUAUGUCAGAGGAACAUUGCGAAUUUUUACAAGAUUGCAGAAAAAGGGAAUGAAGUCAAAUCAAGCCGGUCCAUCAAAUAUGAUAUUGGCGGAGCAAAUUCUUGUUUCUCCACUGCUGCAAUGGUCACAGACAGGAUAUAGAGGCACAUGUCGAAAAUACACGCGGAGAGCCCCACAUUGUAUGCGAGUCAUCAGUUUUUGGUGCGGGAAAGUACAGUAUCAUCUUUAACGGAGUAAUACUUGCUUCCAGUGUCUCAUUUAUUGAGGUCCUUGAUAUUUUUUGGAAAAGUUUUGUUGUGUUUGGUGUGGUUGUCCCAACAAAAUUGCAAAUGUGCCAUGAUGUAUUUUCGAUUCUUGUUUAUGGCACAUUGCAGCAGAGCAAACGAAAAUCUGUUAACGAGUUGUGCACAAAUUUGCGAGAGGCAAUCAAGGCCGAAAGUGCUCAGUAAAUAUUUUGAUCUAAGUUAU